AUCUCUCUCUUAAAACUGGUUUUAAGGUACCCUCAAACUGCUCGGAUUUUCUCUCUCAGAAUCAAACUACUAUCUAAUAGCUCUUAAAAUCUUUUCAGUUGGGAGAUGGAAAUCGAUGAAUCUAAUAAUGAAACUGGAAAAGAGACUCCGAUGGAUCAACAGGAUAACAUCGAUAAUUUGGAAGUAAAUGAAGGUAAUGAAAGUGAGUUGAUAUCAUCUACACUGAUGAAGAAAUCUCGGAUUACAAAGAUUCACCAAAACAUUCAGAAGAUACGUGGGAUGUUAAUCUUAAAGUCCACCUGAAUUUGUCUACUUCUCUUGAAUCAGAUGGGGAUGGGGUUUCUUUUUCUCAAGCAAUUCAGACUCCUUGUUGCAAUCAGAUGGAACGACUGUCUAUUUCUUCUGGGAAUACUUCCAUUCCUGCUCCAGAUCUCCAUGCUGCUUCCGAAGAAAUGAUUGGUGAUGAUAUUGAUUUUGGUCCUCAUCUUGCUAACAUAUUUUCUGAAGAUCAAGUUGAGAUGCUGCAAAGAACACCAAUUCGGAGAGACAAUGAGGGUGAAGUGUUUGAAGAUUUUACUGACUCAAAAGAUUACCUACAAUCUCUUCCCUGUGCUGACUUAGGUGAAGGAUCAAAAUCAAUGGAGGAGAAAGGUAAUAUAGAUAGAAUCAGUGAGUUACCUGAUGCUUUAAUUCAUCACAUUUUUUCUUUCCUUAACAUAAAAUAUAUUCUACAAACUUGUAUUCUGUCGAGAAGAUAUAGCUAUCUUUGGGCUUCUCUACCUACUUUGAGAUUAUCCGAGCACUCUAUGGUUUCUAAUUCGGAUGAUAGUUUCGAAGAGUUGAAUAGAUAUAUUGUUUUUGUGGAUAGAUUACUACUUCUGCGUUAUAGUUCAUCAGAUAUCCAAACCUUCGAACUUAAAUGGAAAAAUGUUGGUAACUUGCUAAGUGAGUUGGAUUUUAAGUACGAAGUAACAAGACAUGUUGCCACAUGGAUCAUGGCUGCUGUUAAGCAUAAUAUUCAAGAGCUAAAUCUUACUAUGUGGUUAAGGGAGAUGAUUAAAUUGCCAGACUGUUUGUUCACCUGUAAAUCGCUGACAAAGUUAAGAAUUUCUGGAUUUAGUAGGGAUCUGACAGACUUUGUUCUGCCUUGGAUUCCAAUGUAUUUCCCCCGGCUAAGAUAUCUGGCACUUACGGGAGUCUCACUUGGCGAUGAAAACUUAACUAGUAAGCUUUUUUCAAGCUGCCCAGUUUUAGAGUCUUUGGUGUUGGCAGACUGCAGUAUAAAGUUCGAUUUUUCCUCUCUUAGUCUUAAACACUUUCAACUGGACAAUUAUUAUGACGUUUGUGAGUCAACUGAUGACUAUGACGUCACUGUUAAGUUAUCCGCUCCAAAUCUGACAUCCCUUAUCUGCAAAGAUUAUAUGUCACAAGAUUAUUCCCUACAGAACCUUUCUUCUCUAGUCACUGCUGAUAUUGGAAUGAAAGUGAGUGACGAUUAUAGGCUGGAAACACCGAAAGCUAUUUCAGAGCUCGCUACAGAGGUUAAAGAGUUGUACGGUGCUCGAAUGGCAAAAUUUAUAAGAGCAGUCAGCAACGUGACAGAUCUUACAUUGUCCUCACCUGGGUUCCUCGAGGUUGUCUCGGGAUCUUUCGACUCGCUAGGUGACCCCUACUUUCAGUUCAAUAAUUUACGGUUUUUGAAGGUUGAAACAUGGGUGUCAAGUAACUGCAUGAAUGCGAUAGCAUACUUGGUCAGGAUAUCUCCUAAUAUUGAUCUAUUUGCUUAACAAUUGAGCAGGUACAACUCUCAUCACUGUGAACAAAUUUAGUUUAGUUACAACUUUUCAUUUUCUUUAUGUAAUUGUUGUUUUCAUUUUCUUGCGGUGCUUCGAAAGAGUUAAAUACAAACAACCCAGCAGGUGAUUGGACAGUAGGGUCACAAUUUCCUUGCCUGCACUUCCUCAAGUUUGUUCAAAUUAAGGGUAUCCAAGGAUGUCUUAAUGAACUCAAGUUUUUACAAGUUUUGUUGAAUAAAGCCAUUGCCUUGGAGAAAGUAACGCUUUUGUGUUAUAAAAAAGACUCAGCUGAUAGACCCGCACAACUGAUGGAAUUCAAAGAGAUGCUACUUGCAUUUCGUAGUACUUCUUCAAGUGUCUCAAUCUCGAUGCAAUUGUAGCCGGCAAUAAAAACUUUUCUUAUCAAAAUCUCAAGUAGUACUAUCUAUGGCAUCGGCAUGCCAAAGAGAAGAUCCGCAUCAUGGAGCUGGAUCAUGGUCCACAACAGCACUGAAUGCUGAGCAAGCAGAAGCAGAUGCUGCACUUUUGGCAGUAAGAUGGGCAAGGGAGUGUUAGGAGCAUUCAUCUGGAAGGGGACUGUCAGUGUGUAGUGAGAGCUAUCAAUGGAACUAGGAAUGCUGUCAAAUGGAGCUGGAUUGGAGACAUUAUUGUUUUAUUAGGAAGUAGUUUUGAUAACUGGGUCUGUUCUUUUGAACCCAGAGAUGCUAAUAAGCUAGCAAAACAUGCAAUUUCGAAUUUUGUUAGGGUCAAUUGGGACCUGGAACCACCCGUUUGGUUAAGAGAUAUCCUCCAACAGAAUAUAAACAAUGUCUGCUUAAUUCACUCAUCAGUCUAUUUUUCUUAUUCAAAGAAAAGAAAAGAAAAAUAUAUUUUCGUGGUUUUCCGA
This is a messenger RNA of Papaver somniferum (opium poppy), 2682 nucleotides long. Its product is annotated as F-box/LRR-repeat protein At4g14103-like. The transcript has 3 exons. The record is from RefSeq and is a predicted model, not a curated record. Lineage: Eukaryota; Viridiplantae; Streptophyta; Magnoliopsida; Ranunculales; Papaveraceae. Gene Ontology annotation, molecular function: protein binding. The coding region runs from base 381 to 1787 and encodes 468 amino acids.